GCCUGGCUUGGGUUAGUGAGAUAGGGUUAGCAAGAUAAACUUUAGGAGUGGAGUCGAAGGGUAAGACAAUUCCUAUAUCAAAAUACUUCUAGUCUUCUACAAGUGAGAUAAAAAUCUUACCACCAGAUCAAACUGUUACUCGGUAGAAAAUGGAGGUCCCUUGGAAAGGAGUAAAAUUGAAACAAAGCAAAAGGAAAGUCGAGGCCAUUAUUAUGCCGAAGCAAAUUUGAGCAAAGGAAGGAAACCAUCCAUUUCCAGAGAAAACCCAGAAAAAUGGGUAAAAUUCCGGCAACCCUCCGAUCAACAGCAACCCAACUUCUCAAAAAUCCACCUCAAAAUCAACCCUCCAAACCCUCCUAUUUCUCUCGCAACACCAAUAAACCCAAAUCAAUUUUACCCUCAAAAGGGCUUAAACCCUCCUUAAACCCUAAUUCAUCUUCUCCAAUCAGUUCCCCUAAUCUUUCCGAGGCGAAAACCUUAAUCAAUUCCUUAAUUUCAAACCCUAAAACCCCAAUUGAUCUUCAAUUUCACAACUCCCUUCUUCAAUCUUAUUCUUCAAUUGCCCCUUUGCAUGAUUCUUUCUCUUUACUCAAUCAUAUGGUUAAAACCCUACCUUGUUUUUCCCCUGAUCGUUCUUCCUUCCACAUUUUGAUUUCUCAGUCGUGUAAUUCAAAAACCGUUGAUUCCCCUCUUUCUCAUGUUUCACAAGCUGUUGAUUUUAUGGCUUCUCAUGGGUUUCACCCGGAUCCGGUUACCGUUGAUAUUGCUGUUCGGACGCUUUGUCGGUCCGGGUAUGACGACGAUGCUGUGAAGUUUAUCAAUGAGCUGCAUUGUAAGAAUUCCGUGACCCCUGAUUAUUAUACUUAUAAUUUUCUUGUUAAGCAUUUGUGUAAGAAUAGGUCAAUGAGUAUGGUUUAUAGGGUGAUUGAUGAGUUACGGCAUUCACUUGGGCUGAAACCGGAUUUGGUUACGUAUACUAUAUUGAUUGAUAAUGUGUGUAAUAGUAAGAAUGUUCGUGAGGCUACCCGGUUGUUGAGUGAGCUAAGUGAGAAUGGUUUUAAGCCUGAUUGUUAUGUUUAUAAUACCAUCAUGAAAGGGUAUUGUAAUUUGAGCCUUGGUAAUGAAGUUGUCAAGGUUUAUAAGAAGAUGAAAGAGGAAGGGGUUGAACCUGAUAUUGUGACGUAUAAUACACUUAUUUUUGGGUUGUCAAAAACUGGAAGAGUUAAGGAGGCUAGAAAGUAUUUGGAAGUUAUGGAAGAAGUGGGUUAUACACCUGAUGCGGUUACUUAUACAUCGUUGAUGAAUGGUUUGUGUAGAGAAGGAGAUGCAAUGGGCGCUAUGAGAUUGCUUCUUGAGAUGGAAGGUAAAGGGUGUAGCCCGAAUGCGUGCACCUAUAAUACAUUGCUAAAUGGAUUGUGUAAAUCAAGGUUGUUGGAUAAAGGGAUGGAAUUGUUUGGCGCUAUGAAAGCCGGAGGUGUGAUUCUUGAGACUUCUUCUUAUGCUACUUGUUUGAGAGGAUUAUGUAGAGAAGGCAGAGUUGCAGAGGCGUAUGAGGUUUUUGAUUAUGCUGUUGAGAGUAAAAGUUUGACUGAUGCUGCUGCCUAUUCUACAUUGGAAAGUACGUUGAAAUGGUUGAAGAAAGCUAGGGAACAAGGGCUGGCUGUUUGAAGGGUUAGGAUCUUUGAGUAUAAGGUGGUCUGAAGAUGGCGAUUUUUUUGAAGCUCUGCUAAAUGGCUGCUCUGUCUGUGCAAGUUGUAGCUGUGGUUAGAUCUAAUGGUUUAUAAGUAUAGUUGAUUCGUAUGAAUGGACUAACCAGUAACUCAAAGAUAUUUCCAUGGAAGGUUCGAUUGCCUGCUACUUACAUGUACUUUGAGGCCUGCCUGGUUAUGAAUUUGUACUGUAUAAUACUUUGAGGGCACUUCCCACACUAAAAGGGCUAUGAUCUUGAGAGCUACACUCUUUGCAUGCCUGCUCAAAUUUGCUGAAUCUGCAGUAAAUCAAGCCUCUAUCAAACCGAUUCUGACAAGGGAAUUUAGGCUCAUUUGGGGUAAUGAAGUGGACAGAAACAGAAUAAAUCAGCUGCUAAUUACUGGAUGUUCGUUAUUACAAGUAUGCUUGUACUAUCUUCUCUUCUUCUGAUUCAUUUUAAAUCUGAAGUUGUGCUUUUUAUAUUUUUGGGAAUUCCUUUGCAAUUUGGGUCUAUCAUUUUUGGUUCAUGUAGCCGACUCCACUUAUGGGAUUAAGACAUUGAUUGAUUGAUUUGCAAUUUGGGAUUUUUGGAUGUUUAACCUUUAGCUAAAAAUAAAUUAUCACUUGAAACCAUCUUACUGAUCGUUAGAUUGUAAUAAUGCGUUUGGAUGUCUUUGAAUUGAAGUUUCCUGAUUAAGAAAUGGCUAUUAUGACCAUUGUUGAUAUAAAAAGAAUUUCAGUGA
Molecule: messenger RNA, 2432 nt
Organism: Chenopodium quinoa (quinoa)
Lineage: Eukaryota; Viridiplantae; Streptophyta; Magnoliopsida; Caryophyllales; Amaranthaceae
Product: pentatricopeptide repeat-containing protein At2g17670-like
Exons: 2
Coding region: 274-1668 (464 amino acids)
Molecular function (GO): protein binding
Source: RefSeq, a predicted model, not a curated record